Plasmodium gonderi is the source of this 519-nucleotide messenger RNA. RefSeq names its product transcription initiation factor IIA subunit 1. The record is from RefSeq and is a predicted model, not a curated record. The transcript has 5 exons. NCBI's taxonomy places the organism in Eukaryota, Apicomplexa, Aconoidasida, Haemosporida, Plasmodiidae. Gene Ontology annotation, biological process: transcription initiation at RNA polymerase II promoter. Bases 1 to 519 code for a protein of 172 amino acids. Gene Ontology annotation, cellular component: transcription factor TFIIA complex.
AUGUCUUUACUAAAAGAUUCCGAUUUAGAACAAGUGCACAAACAUAUAAUUGACACCACAAUUGAAAAGUGUGGGCAGUUUUAUAAUACUCGUAUUUUAGAAGCGAUUAAAAUAAGAUGGAUGAAAAUAUAUGAACAGAAACUCAAGUUAAAGGAACUGGGUCAUGUACAGUCCAAAGUAGAACAUGAUCAGGAACAGAUUAACAUAAAUGACGACUUUGAUGAAGAUGAAUUCGAAGAUGCUGAAGUUGAGGAAAAGGAAAUAGUGGAAUUCGAAGAGCAUAUCCGGGAUGACGAAGCAGACGAGCUGAGCGAACUGGAUAACAUCACCAUAAGUGACCUAAGUGACGUAGAUCCCCCCACAUCAAACGUUGUUGUUGGAAUCUGUGACAAGAUAACGAAGCCUUGUGGGCGCAGAAAUGCAAGUAGCAAUUGGAAAAUAAAACUGAAGGGUGGACUAAUGAAGGUAGAUGGAAAAGAGAUGUUCUUCCGCAGCCUGCAGGGCGAACUGGAAUUUUAG